Messenger RNA from Pollicipes pollicipes, 6609 nucleotides. RefSeq names its product protein dopey-1-like. The record is from RefSeq and is a predicted model, not a curated record. Gene Ontology annotation, cellular component: trans-Golgi network; endosome. Gene Ontology annotation, biological process: Golgi to endosome transport. Lineage: Eukaryota; Metazoa; Arthropoda; Thecostraca; Pollicipedomorpha; Pollicipedidae.
GCUCGUACGCCGUGCGUUGGUAUUACGGUUACGUGUUACGCAAGAAGACCUCUUGCUGCGGAGAAGCCGCGUUGGUCCAGCGAAAACUUAGAACGACCGCGUCUAGCACAAGCCGGUGUUUGUUGAAAUCUAGCUUAUGUGUGAACUGUCCUACAUACGGGCUUGCACAAGUCGUGCGGCGGUUGUCAAAUGUUGGAGUAAGCUGUGAUUUUUAGGGCUACACAUGACAGUUGUCUUAUGUUCGAUUAACUUUGGAGUGCCGCUGCACAAUCGACUGGUGUCAAAGCGCUGAUGCGGCGGCGGCCGGCGGCUGGCCUGUUCUGAGGAGUGGAGCCGCCGCGGUAUCCUGCCGCCAUGGCCUCGGUCACGCUGGAGGAGUACGAGCUGCGCGCCGACUCGAAGUACCGCCAGUACAUCGCGGCGGUCGACAAGGCGCUCAAGAGUUUCGAGUACACCAGCGAGUGGGCGGAUCUCAUUUCGGCCCUGGGAAAGCUCAACAAGGUGCUGGUCUCCAACAUCAAGUACCCAGUGAUCCCGAGCCGCAUCGUCAUCAGUAAGCGGCUGGCGCAGUGCAUGCAUCCGGCGCUGCCCAGCGGCGUCCAUCUGAAGGCGCUCGAGUGCUACGACAUCAUGUUCAAGUGCAUGGGCACCAACCGGCUCAGCCAGGAGCUCUUCAUCUACAGCGCCGGUCUGUUCCCGCUGUUCGGACACGCCGCCAUGAACGUACGGCCCGCCCUGCUCACCAUCUACGAGACGCAUUUCGUGCCGCUGGGCCGCCGCCUGCGGCCCGGCCUGCGCGGCUUCCUCAGCGGUAUCCUGCCCGGCCUGGACGAGGGCUCCGACUACUUCGACAGGACGGCGGCGCUGAUACAGCGGGUGGCCGAGGGCGCUGAAACGGACUUCUUCUUCGGCUGCCUCUGGGACUGCGUGCUCUGCAACCCGGCCAUUCGCCUGCCGGCCAUCAGCUUCACACUCAUGAAGUUCAACAAGAAGCUUAGCAUGGAGGACCAGCUGUUCAUCAUGGGCACCGACCUGGACGUCACCGUGGGGGCGCUGUGCGCAGCCGUCCAGGACUCGAGCGUGCUGGUGCAGCGGUUCACGCUCGACCUGCUGCUGGCCGCCUUCCCGAUGCACAACAGUCAGCUGAUCCGCUCCGAUCUGGUGCGGCUGGUGACGGCGGCCGUGGCCGUCCUGCUGCGCCGGGACAUGUCACUCAACAGGCGCCUGUACUCGUGGCUGCUCGGCUCCGAGGUGGACGUCAGCGUGCUGCCCUCGGAGAACCCGGUGGUGAAGCGCACCGAGAGCGUCACCUCGGCCGCGUCCGGCGAGCAGGGCACCGCCUACUUCGACGCCUACUCCCGGCCGCUGGCCAUCGAUGCUAUCACGAACUGCCUGUGGACCAGCUCUGUGUCGGCCAGCCCAGACGUUCGGCCGUACCGGCUCAUUAUAUCGCUGCUGGACAAAGCCGAGAUCGGGCCGCCCCUCCUCGACUACGUCAUGAUCGAAGUGCUCAGGGCGCUGUACCACAACUACCAGUCGGCGGGCUCAGCGGCCUCGCCGUCGACGCGCCGCCCGGCCGACUCUAGCUCCCGCUCGAGCCAGAGCAGCGACGGCAACAAGCAGCAGCAGGACCUGGUCAAGACGGCCAACCUGCUGUUCGGCGCCCUUGAACCCCAUUACGUCUGGGACUACAUGAAGGUCAAGUACGGAGAGGCCUGCCGCCGAGUACGUUCUGCCCACGAUGACGUCGACGCGCCGGCGGCCGACGGCGGGCCGGUGCUGGCCGUCGGCGGCGGCGACCCGGACGUGGCCGAGUGCUGCGCGCUCAUCGUCUUCCUGCUGGACGUCAUCUCGACCGAGACGAGUGUCGAGGUGCAGACGGAGCACCUGCCGGACCUCGUCUGCUGCGUGCUGCAGAGUCUCAGCGUGACGCUGACGGAGGCGGUGGGCGCGCUGCGGCCGGCCGACCUCACGUGCUCGCUCGACAUCUGCCGCACCGUGCUGGACAAGGUGCAGCCGGGCCUGCUGGUGGUGCUCUCCUCGUUCCCGGCGCUGGACGAGCCGGACGAGCCGCCGCCGUCGCCCGCACACAGUGGGCUGCCGGUGACUGGGUACCGUUGUCCAGAGUCGGAGGGCGUGUCGUCGCUGCCGGCCUGGCUGCUCUCGCUGCUGGCGGUGGCCUGUUUCCUGCCGGCGCAGCGGCCGGCGCACGAGUGCGGUAUCCAGCUGAGCGCCGUCUCCACGCUGCUGGACCUGGUGGCGCUGGUCAGCUCGGUGGGCGGCCGGCCCGGCGCCAGCGCCGCCGUGCGGCCCCUGCUCACCGUCCAGCAGCACCGCUGCCUGCUCCAGGACACGGUCGUCACGCAGUUGCUGACGCGGCGCCUCUGGAGGCUACUGUCGCCGGACCGGCCCGACCUUCACCUGCCCUGCGUCGACCUCAUGCAGCUGAUGCUCAGCCUGCUGCCCGCGCAGCUGGUGGAGAACCAGCUGGCCGCCGAGAUGACUCAUGCUGACCUCAGCGUCAGGAUGGACGCGUUCAGCCGGUUUGCCAUCGUGUGGCACCUGAGCCGGGAGGUGUCGGCGCGCCGCCACAUCAGCCGCUCGUUUGACCGCUGCUUGCUGCUGAUGCUGGACAGCCUGCGCGACCCCAGCGGGCCGCUCCACUCUGUGGCGCGCACGUGGCUGACGCACACCCUCCAGCGUGGUGACGUCACCAGGAUCAUGGAGCCGCUGCUGCUGCUGCUGCUGACGCCCAGCACGGCCCGCGUCAGCGUGCAGCACAUUAACGUCAGCGCUGAGCCGCCCGACGCCGGCGACGCUGACGACCUGGGCCGCGUGUACGCCAUCAGCUCUGUUGAGGGUAACGUCAUCUACCACGUGUCGGACGAGGCGUCGCCGGGCCGGCCGGCGCGGCGGCCCGGGGACGGCCGCAAGCUGCUGGCGCUGACGUCGCUGGGCCGGCCGGGCGGCGCGCCCCAGACGCGCGCCGGCACCGUCCGGCUGCCCGGGCCGCACGCACUCAGCAGUGCCCUCCUGCAGCCCAUCUCGGUGUUCGUCAACCCGAUCACAGUAGGCGACUCCGACGGCGAGUCUGCAGAGCCGGCGGCGCCGCGCCAUCUGGACCUGUCGUCGGUGCACCGGUUCGUCGGCGAGCGUCGCGCCAGCCACGACUCGGCCGACUCGGCGCUGUCCGGCCGGCCCGAGCUCGCUGACUCGGACAAGUCCGGCUCGCUGACACCGUUCGAGGGUCUGUCACGCCUGUUCGCCGCCCAGGAGGAGAGCGUGGCGGUGGCAGCCGGCAUCGUCGGCGAGAUCGUGGAUGCCGCGCUCGAUAAAUGCAAUCUCAAGGAAACUAAAUGGACAGAUAAGAAAGACGUGGAGCAAAGCCAAGAGAAGCUGAUUCACCCACUGCAUACCUUCAUGCUCCUCUAUUGUCAGGUGUGCGACUCGCGGCGGAUCCUGUACGCGCUGCAGACGCUCCGUUCGGUGAUGGAGACGGACUGUCGGCUGACGCUGUGCAGCCUAGCCACCACCAGCGUCUGCUCCUCCUCCGCGCCGACCGCCGGUAACAGGAGUCACCAGGUGAGCAGCGGGGGCUGCCAGGGGAACAGGAGUCACCAGAUCCAGCUGCUGCUGUCGUGUCAUCGGCGCUCGGUGCAGGGCCGGCGGUUCGGCGGCGAGCCGCACCCGGAGGCGCUCACCGCCUACCGCAGCUCCAUGCUGCUCGAAGUGGUCAUGUCGCAGUGCGUGCAGUUCGUUCGCAGCUACUACCCCAAUCUGGAGGCGUCGGCCGUCAGCACCGAGCAGCUGCAGGCCAACAGACAGGUACAAAUAGUCUCGGCCGAGAUCCUGACCUCCAUGUUCUCCGAGCUGGUGACGGUGGUGCGGUCCAGCGGUCGCGGCUUCGCCACCUACCUCGCCGACCUUCUCCAGCGCUGUAAGGUACAGAAGACACUUCUCAACUGUCUGCUGUCGACGGUGCACUCGCUGCGCGCCGGGCCCCGCGCGGAGACCACGCUCACCGAGGACAUCAUGGACUUCAACGAGGUGUGGCCGCCGGCGCCGACUGAGGGCGCCGAGGCCGGCCGCCAGGCGGCGUCUCUCAGCUUCACCGAGACGCUGCAGAUUCAGCUCAUCAGGCUGGUGCUGGCGCUGCUCAUCCUCGAGGACCAGACGGACCAGAUGAAGACGGACGUGGAGGCGGCGGCGCAGCCGGCCGGCCGCGUCGCCUCGCCACCCGCCUCCGAGGCGGCCAAGUUCUACCCGGGACACCCGAUCUCGGCGCAGCCCAUGCUGCUCAACGCCAUCACGGGCGCCCUCAAGCAGGACCACACCCGCCACCUGCACCACCACUGGCUGUCGUUGGUGACGUCGUCGCUGCCGUUUAUCCGCCGCCCGCUGCCACACAUCGUCACCUCCGUGGUGACUCAAGUCGUGCAGAACGUGGAGCAGCUGGCAGCCCUCUACGAGUCCGAGGACAGGCUGACGACGGGCGCCUGCGUGCCUCCUGACCACAUGGUCUACCUGGUGGAGUCGCUGACCGUCAUCUGUCACUUCUGCAUGAUCGACUCCAGCCAGCAGGCGACGUCGAGCGUGCAGUCGGCGGCCGCUGCCGACGCGCUGCACACCUACUCGGCCGGCACGUCAGCGCCGCAAGUGCUCAGCAACCUGCUGCACGUGUUCACCACGGCCGCGCCGCUCAAGCUGUCCGGUGGCGCCGGCCUCGAGGUGACGCGGCGUCUGUGGCGGCGCCGGCAGGACGAGGCGAGCCGCGAGCUGACCACCGAGUCGCUGCUGAACGCCCGUCGACUGCUGCUCAACAGCCUGCCGCGCAUCAUGGUGGGCACGGCUGCGCUCUGGCACGCCGUCACUGGCAACGGCGCCAGGGAGUCUGGCUCCUGGAUCCUAGGUGUGCCUCGCGUGGUGAAGCAGCAGGUGCUGGAGCUGCUCUCGCCAAUCUCGCACCACCACCCGGCCAGCUUCGUGGCCGCCGUGGCCGCCGCCUGGCACGAGCGACGACUGCGCGGACAGCAGAAACAGAGUAUCCCGGAGUUCUGCGAGGCGCAGCUGAUCCUGGUGGACCUGGUGUCGUCGAUACGCGUCAUCCCCAUGGACAGCCUGGUGCAGACGGUGCGCUCCGUAGUCCGCCAGCCGCCCAACGUCGUGCCACACAAGGCAUCGCUACCCACGGCGGCGCUGCAGUUCCUGCUGUGUUACCUGCGCUCGGUGGCGGCGCCGCUGCUGGCCGAGUGCUGGGCGUCGCUGCUGCAGCUGCUGCGCGACGCGCCGCAACUGGCGCCGCCCGCUCAGUUCCUGCUGCUGGCUGUGCUCAACGAGUACGUGCAGCGCGCGCCGCCGCUGCCGGAGAAGAAGGACCAGCGCGACCUGCAGGAUGUGGCUGCCAAGCUGGUGGAAGCGUGCAGCGCCGUGGCCGGCGCCUGCCUGGAGCAGACCACCUGGCUGAGGAGGAACCUGGCGGUCAGGUCAGUCUAUGACGUCUGUGACGGUGGGUCCCGGCCAGGUCACGCCCCGGAGGCGCAGUGGAGCGUGCAGGCGCUGCGGAUCCUGGCCGAGCUGCUGGCGCCGUUGCUGGACGUGCUGUACCAGUCGGACGAGAAGGACCGCGUGCUGCCGCUGCUUCAUGGCGUCAUGUGUCACGUGACGCCCUACCUGAAGAACCACAGCCGGGCGAACGCCGCCUCGUUCCUGGCGUGCUCGCAGCUGCUGGCGGCCCUCUCCGAGUACCAGUACUCACGCCGAGCCUGGCGCCGCGAGGCCUUCGACCUGCUGCUCGAGCCGGCCUUCUUCAGCAUGCAGGAGCAGUGCCUGCCCUUCUGGCGCACCACCAUCGACAACAUGAUGACGCACGACAAGACCACGUUCAAGGAGCUGCUCGCGCGCGUGGUGGUCUCGCAGCCGGGCACGCUCAACCUGUUCUCGUCUCGCGAGGCCGAGUACGAGCUGCGCGCCCAGCUGCUGAAGCGGCUGGCAUUCGUAGUGUUCUGCUCAGACGAGGACCAGUACCAGCCGCAUCUGCCCGAGAUCCAGGAGAAGCUGGCGGAGAGCCUGCGGCUGCCGCAGGUGGCGCCCUCCAUCCAGUCGGCGGUGCUGCUCUGUUUCCGCGUGCUGCUGCUGCGCAUGUCGCAGCGGCACGUGGUCUCGCUCUGGCCGUCCAUCAUCACCGAGAUGGUGCAGGUGUUCCUGCAGAUGGAGCACCAGCUUAGCAUGGAGACCGAGGAGUUCAGUCAGCACAUCAAGCGUAUGUCGGCGCUCGACUCGUCGUGGGUGCUGAACAGCACCAACGGUCUGGCGGCCAACAGUCACCCGGGCUGGCUGCAGCUGCACCUGGAGGCCUGCAAGCUGCUCGACAUGUGCCUGACGCUGCCGGCGCAUCGGUUACCGCAGUUCCAGAUGUACCGGUGGGCGUUCGUCGGCUCCGGCGGCCAGCAGCCAGCGCCGGCCGCCUCCGAGGCCAAGGACCAGCUGCUGCCGCGCGACUUCGUGCCGCACGUGACCCGGCUCACCCACCUCGUGCUGGACAAGUGCCGUGGCUCGCCGCCGGCGCCGCUGCAGGCCGGGCCGUUCCGCCGCUCGAUCCGCUUGACGUGA